Messenger RNA from Capsaspora owczarzaki ATCC 30864, 1688 nucleotides. RefSeq lists its product as hypothetical. NCBI's taxonomy places the organism in Eukaryota, Filasterea, Ministeriida, Capsasporidae. Gene Ontology annotation, molecular function: transmembrane transporter activity. Gene Ontology annotation, biological process: transmembrane transport. Bases 1 to 1578 code for a protein of 525 amino acids. The transcript is spliced from 2 exons. The record is from RefSeq and is a predicted model, not a curated record.
AUGGAGCAUCACUCUCAACCACCACCACCACUACCAGCACUACCAGCACUACCACCACUGCCAGUAGAAGCAACGACGACGACGACGACGACGACGACGACGACGACAACGACAACCUCUGCUAUUGUCGCUGAUGCUACGAUGCCGCUCAAGCCAGACCCAUCUGCUCUACGUCGCUCCACAGCACGUCGGAGAGCCGUCUUUGCCGCGCUCUUCACCAUCGAGCUGGCCACUUCCGUCGUCUACUCGUUCAUUGCGCCGUUCUACACGGACGAAGCGCAUGCAAAGUCUGUGAGCCAGACGGCCGCGGGAUGGGUCUUUGCGUCUCUGGCGGCGGCCGUCGUGGUCGUGUCGCCGUUCGCAGGCGGCCUCAUGGCCAAGCUCGGGCGGCGACGACUGCUCCUGACGGGCCUUGUCAUCGAGGCGUCUUCCACCAUGCUGUUUGGAUUCACGACGCUUCUGCCCGACGGCGCGGCCUUCUUCUCGGGUUGCGUCAUACUGCGCUUGAUCGAGGGAGUCGGGUCGGCGUUUGUCGGAACGGCCGCUCUCGCAAUCGCCGCAGCAGAGUUUAAGGAUACUCGGGCAUCUGCGCUUGGUGCCAUUGGCAUUGCAUCGGGCCUUGGAUAUUGCGGCGGCGCUCCGCUUGGCGGAUUUCUGUAUGACUGGCAAGGAUUCCGACUACCGUUUCUCGUUUGCGGCGGUCUGGAGUUUUGCACCAUUCCGCUCGUUCUGCUGUGUAUUCCUGCGUCGUCAUCUCAAGGAGUGACUGCGAUCGACUCCAUCGAGGCAGCCAAACAAAACCCUGCGGCGCAUACGGACACGCGCAAACGCUCUUCUUCACAUGCAUUGCUACCGCCUGCCACGCCACGAAAGCUGCUGCGCAUUCCUCGCAUUUGGGUUGGAUGCUUUGCGGCGAUUCUUAGCAUUGCGGCCAUCACCUAUCUGGAUCCGUCGCUGUCCACGUUUUGCGGCGACACGUUCAACAUGUCGCCCGGCACUGUCGGCAUCAUGUUUCUCGUCAUCUCCAUCGUCUAUGGCGUCGCUUCGCCGCUGGUUGGCAUGCUAGCCGAACGCAUCUCGCCGCUAGCGUUGAUGGCUGUCGGCUCGGUCCUGUCCGUGAUUGCCUACCUCAUUGUUGGCCCGAGCCCAUUGCUUCCGUUUUUGCCACAGACCGAGGCAGUCGCAUGGACCUCCAUGGCAGCCAUUGGUCUCUCAAUUAGCGUAGCCUGCGUCCCGAUCGUCCCCGAGCUGAUUGCGGCGGGCGCAACGCGGCAUCCGAACGACGACGCCUUGUCGGACGCAGUGUCUGUGAUUGCCGCAUGCAUCUUCUCGCUCGGAGAGUUUAUUGGGCCCAUCAUGGGAGGAGCUAUCGUUCCAGCUGUCGGAUUCGAGUGGGGCGCCACCAUUUUCGCCUGCAUUCUGCUCGCAUUCGCCAUUGUACAGUGCGCAACCGCAACAAGUGUGCUCUGUUCUGGAAACUGCUGCACACGGAGCCGUCUUGCUCCUGACAAUGAUGAACCAGAGCAGCACCAGCCCCUCUUGUUGAAUGCAGACCUUGGCGAAGCCGAGGAGGCCUGAAAAAACAAAGAAAGGGGGAAACGUUCGUCCGUACCUCACUUUUUGUACUGUUAGUCAUCCUGUACCACUAUGUUAUUCCUUCUGUUAAUAGACGAAAUUGCAACCUCGCC